Scophthalmus maximus (turbot) is the source of this 2595-nucleotide messenger RNA. RefSeq names its product perilipin 6 (gene plin6). The record is from RefSeq and is a predicted model, not a curated record. Gene Ontology annotation, cellular component: cytosol; lipid droplet. Bases 925 to 2298 code for a protein of 457 amino acids. The transcript has 8 exons. Gene Ontology annotation, biological process: lipid storage; positive regulation of triglyceride storage. Lineage: Eukaryota; Metazoa; Chordata; Actinopteri; Pleuronectiformes; Scophthalmidae.
ACCAUUUGCACCAUCUGAUCCAUCUGCACCAUCUGAUCCAUCAGGACCAUCAUAACCAUCUGAUCCAUCUGAACCAUCAGAACCGUCUGGUCCACCUGGACCAUCAGAACCAUCUGCACCAUCUGUUCCAUCAGAACCAUCUGGACCAUCAGAACCAUCUGGUCCACCUGGUCCAUCUGGACCAUCAGAACCAUCUGAUCCAUCAAAACCAUCUGGACCAUCUGAUCCAUCAGGACCAUCAGAACCAUCUGAUCCAUCAGGACCAUCAGAACCAUCUGAUCCAUCUGAACCAUCUGGACCAUCUGAUCCAUCAGAACCAUCUGCACCAUCUGAUCCAUCUGAACCAUCAGAACCAUCUGAACAUGAAUCCAUGUAUCAGAAAAAAUGGGUCAGAACAUGGACGUGUUUUAUUGGAGCAGGUUAUUUCAGAUAUGAGCAGGACACGACUCAUAAUGUGGUUAAUGUGCUCAUCAACACGCCUCAUCCAGCUUCACCGUCACUGAUCAAUAACUGACCUGUGAGCUCACUGAGUAAAUAUGAAACCAGGUGAACAACUUAAAGAAUCUGAAGAUGAGACGGAAACUUUGUGUCGUUAUCAAACUUCCUGUUUCCUGGAAGUGAAACAUUUGGCGUCUGUGUCUCUUCCUCAGAAGUGACCUCACUCGGUCGCAGCCAAUCGAUUGGUCGCCCACAGAGAAACAAACAGCAGAUGAUUGAUUCACUUUUCAUGUUAAAAGUUAAAUAAGAUGCUUCUGCUCGUCAGCUGUGACGUCAUGCGCUGCUCCGUCCAAUCACGUCGCAGAGCUCAACCUCAAAACCUGUCGCCGCCCUACAGCAGCAGGUCAUAAAGUUUCAGUCGCUUCCUCUUCUUCCUCCUCCUCAUCAUCCGUUCAACUGCGUCUGAUGUGAUUCACUGACGGAGAAAUGUUCAAUCAUCAAGUUACUGAGAACAGCGCCAUGCUCAGAGUUUCCAGCCUGCCGCUGGUUUACUCUGCGUUGCAGUCUGUGACCUCACUAUACUCGGAGGUCAAAGGUCGUUACCCUCUGCUGGGGCUGAUGGGAGGAGUCGCCGAGGUCGGAGUUCGCAGCGUCUCCCAUGUGGCCAUGAGACAAGCCACGCCCCUCCUGCAGAGCCUGGAGCCCCAGAUUGAAGUUGCCAACAGUUUCGCUCUGGUCGGUCUCGAGCGUCUUGAGAAGAACUUCCCGAUCCUGAACCAGUCCACGGACGAGGUGGUGGGUCACCUGAAAGACGCCCUCUUCCUGACGCUGGACGACGUGCAGCUGUGGGUGGUGGACAGUCUGGACGGAGCUUUGGACCAGAUGGAGCGUCUGGCCGACGCCGCCCGGGCUCUGGGGCGGUUGCUGCAGGACUCUCAGGUGGGCCGGGCCGCUGCGUCGGGACUCGACGACCUGCUGAGUCGCCUGGAGGACGCCACCGCCUACUACCUGCCCCUCCCACCCACACUGCGUCGGGAGUGGGACAUGCGUGUGCAGGAGUACGAGGACGAAGACGAGGACGACGAGCCCAGCAUGUGGACGAGGGUUCGCAGCCUCCUGCUCAGCCUCAGCCUGCAGCUCUACCACCGCAUGAUGAAGGUCAGGGAGCAGCUGCUGAAAGCCGCCAGGACGCUGGGAGACGCCGCCAGGACGGUGGGUCUGGACCGGGUCCUGGAGCUGGUCGGGCUGCUGCUGCAUCACCUGCAGGGUCUCCUGGUGGCGCUGGUGUACCGAGCAGAGCGCGUCAGAGAGACGACCCUGGACCAGAUCAGGAGUCAGGCCGCCAUGUUGGUGGAGCUGCGUCCGGUCCGUCAGGUCCGGGAGCUGCCGGUCCAGAUCCAGCAGCUGCUCCGAGACCUGCAGGAGCUGUCCAAGAUCCUGCUGCAGCUGGUGGUCAACGCCACGCCGCUCUACAACAUGCUGCAGCAGCCCACCGCCCAGCAGGUCGAGGACUUCCUCAACCAGGAGGACUUCUCCUCCGACAGCUCGUCUCGCCGCAGCUCUGCUAACAGCCUGUUCCUGAAGGCGAUGGACGGACGUCCUCGCCGCCGCCGGAGUCUCUACUCCCGCGCCCCCCCCAACGGCCGGCGCUCCAGUCUGAAGGACCCGAAGGACCCGACGACCCCGGACGUGGACGACACGCCCCUCCCUUCCGAAGGCGGCGGCGUCCUCCGCCGGCCGUCAGCCACCGAGCUGCUGCUCACGCCGCUCAAACAGCUGGUGUCUCAGAGCCAGAAGGCCUUCGAGUACCUGAGCCCCAACUCCCUCGGCGACGCCGCCGCCAUGGCAACGGCCAACUGAGGCGCGACCGCCACUGGUCAGCGCUGCCGGCCCACGACCAAUCACAGCCUCCCGUCUCCGCCCACGAUGAUCAGCUGUUCCUGCCCGAGCUGGUGUUGGUCGGUGCGUUCACGUUCGUCCACAGAGCCGUCGGGAAGUUCGACGAAAUCACACGGAGAAAAUCCAUUAAUGUCGCGGGAACGAAAAAUUAAUAAAACAACACGUUUUCUUCCUAUUUAUCUUUUCUUAACGUGAAGCACGUUGUAACAGUGUUUAUCAAAGUGCUGUUUCAAUAAAGUUUAUUAUUAUUUCUCUUCA